GACAGUCAACAAGAAUAUAUUCGUGAUUAUUUAAACUUGCCUGCGAUUUAAUGUAUACAACAGUGCUGGAAUUAAUUCAGUGCAAUACAUUUAUUAUUUUUCUGCAUGAUUAUUGUGACGCGUGACGACGCAAGGAUCAGUUUUUUGAGAGUCGAGGACUUUCUGAUGUUCGCAGUGUCAGACGGGAUAGUUGAAAAAACUUUGCAAAUGCAUUGCGCCAGUUACAAUUUCAUGGAUAUUUCGUAGGGAAUCGCCGUUAUUGCCGUUUACGUCGGCAGAAUUUUUUUCCACAGAACUAGAAUACCAAAUGAUAAACGAGAAUGCGUACUCCUGCUGAGACCGAAACACUAUCUCAACCUGAGAUGUACAAAUUUGAUUCUCAGGAAAUGGAAGCACCGUCGGGUGUCAAUCAAGUGGUUUUGUCACCCUCCCGUCCAGAAACGCACAUAUUUACUAAUAGCAUGUUAUGCAUCCAAGAAGAGUUGGGCCAGUUGGGUGGAAUUGCAGGAGGUCCCAUAAUCACUGACCCACACAAUGCUCAAUUACCUAAUAAUAGUCAUAGCAUUUCGGGAAGCAAUAGUAAUUCCAGUGAAACUGCGACAAAAUGUACUCCAGGUUCUGGAACUUUGGAUGCACAGAGGUCAAGUUGGGUCGAGGGUAUAUUAGGAUGUAUGCGCCCAGUUUGGACUAUGCUUUCAAAAGCAGCUGUGAAUGAAAAAAUUAAAGGACAUCAAACUGAUGAUUGGGAAAUACCAUUUGAAUCAAUUAGUGAACUUCAGUGGCUUGGAUCUGGUGCGCAAGGUGCAGUAUUUAGUGGGAAAUUAAACAAAGAAAUUGUAGCUGUAAAAAAGGUACGAGAACCACGUGAGACUGAUAUAAAGCAUUUACGAAAACUUAAUCAUCCAAAUAUUGUUCAAUUUAAAGGUGUUUGUACACAAGCACCAUGUUACUGUAUUAUAAUGGAAUUUUGUCCAUAUGGACCAUUGUAUGAUCUUCUUCGAGCUGGGAAACCAGUUCCACCUCCUAGACUUGUAUCAUGGUCUAAACAAAUUGCAGCUGGGAUGGCUUAUCUCCAUUCGCAUAAAAUUAUACAUAGAGAUCUCAAAAGUCCAAACGUAUUGAUAGGACAAGGAGAAGUUGUAAAAAUUAGUGAUUUUGGAACUAGUAGAGAGUGGAAUGAAAUCAGUACAAGAAUGAGCUUUGCUGGUACUGUUGCCUGGAUGGCUCCAGAAAUAAUUAGAAACGAACCUUGUUCCGAAAAAGUAGACAUAUGGUCAUAUGGUGUAGUAUUGUGGGAGCUCUUAAGUGGUGAAAUACCUUACAAAGAUGUGGAUUCUUCUGCAAUUAUUUGGGGUGUGGGCAAUAAUUCUCUUCAUUUACCAAUUCCCGCAAGUUGUCCAGAAGGGUACAGAUUACUUGUAAAACAAUGUUGGGCUGCUAAACCACAUAACAGACCUUCCUUCAAACAUAUUGAAAUUCAUCUUGGCAUUGCAGCUGUUGAAGUGUUAUGUACAAAACCUGAUGAUUACUUUAAAACACAGCAAUCUUGGAAAAAAGAAAUAAGAGAUCAUAUGAAACAAAUGCAAACAAAUAGCUGCAGUAGUCCAAGAUUUGAAGCUGAUCUAAUACGACGACGCGAGGAUGAAUUAAGGCAUGCUCAAGACAUUCGAGAACACUAUGAACGUAAACUCGAACGCACUAACAAUUUGUACUUAGAAUUAAAUGCUGUUUUAUUGCAGUUAGAACAGCGUGAACGAGACGUAAUUAAACGAGAGCAACAAAAUGGAUACAAACAAUGUAAAAAACGUCUUGUACAUCCCUUUUUAAAGGCCCAAGAAAGACUCCAUCGUAGACGUAAUCCUACAACACAAUUUUCAUCUUCUACACCAACAACCCCACCAUCUCCAACAGAUUGUCCCCAAAGUCCUGUAAAAGCAACCAUGUAUACACAAUUGAAUGAAUCUAAUCAACCAGAAACAGUUUUAGCGCCUAGUAACAGUUUCAAACAACGUAAAUAUAGACAUCGUCGAGUAGGAUCUGGAUGUGGUGUAAACUCUAGCCCCCGAUCAAGUCCCCAUCACGAAAGAAAAAGUACAGAAGUAUGUGCACGUUUUGUUGAUAAUCAAACUCAAACAGAUAUAACGGAUAUUAGCGAAACUGAUUUCAAUCCUGUUGGACAUGGAACAAUAGUUUCAUCAACAGAAAAGCUUUCUGUAAAUAGCAUCAAUAAACAGUCAUUAAAUAAACAAACAUCAGAAUGUUUAAAUGGAAAUUCAGUUUUGUCCGAAGCUCAUUAUAGAAUGCAAUCUAGUCCCUGUUCCAGUCCUGAACCUUCAAAUGAAAAUCAUGCUAAUGGGAAUGAACGUUUAAAGGACUGUAGUGAUGAUGAUAAUCUUGAAACACUUGGCCGAAAAGUUAGUGAAAUCAUUAAUGCUAAUCGCCUUAUUUCUCCUAUAGAUAAUGGAAAUUGUGAUGAUGUCAUACAACAUAGGGGUAAAGAGGAAUCUGUAAAAUUAUCUGGUCAUUUUUGUGGAAUUAUUAACGGUACUAAUACGCAACAAGAGCAAUCGGAAAUUAAAACUCGGCCUUGCACUGAGAACAUAAAUGAUUUACGCGAUCAUGAAGAUGAUGCAUGCGAAGAAAGUUGGUCGGAUGAAGAAGGUGAAGAUCCGAGCUACACGUAUAAUUAUUCUCUAAGAAGAAGGAGUAUUGCGAGAAGACCAAUUGGUCCUGGGUAUAGAUUAAGACGAUUUAAACACGCAACAGUACGAAUAGAGGGAGUGUUAGCUUCAGACGAAGAAAACACUUCCGAAUAUUCGCAUCCUCCGUCCAGUCAAUCAUCUACAUUAGAAAGUAAUCCUGAUACGCAAAGAGCACUUCGUAAUAUUCAAUAUUCCCAUAGGGUGAGCUAAAGUAAUUUUUUAUCAUUUAUAAGUACACGUUAUUCUGUAUAAUAUACACGUGGAAUCAGGACUGCUACACUUAAAAUAAAUAGAACCAUUGUGAUAAAAGGAUUAGAACAUAACUGUAUUUUCUUGUACAAACAAUUUAUGAAAUAAUUAAUUCUUAAUCUCCAGUGUUUAUAAUUGAUUACACUACAGAUUCUUUUUAUCUCCAUGGUCCUACUUAUUUUAAGUCUUAAUUCCACAUGUAUAUAAGUAUUCCAAAAAGAUUAUAUAAACUACAAAUUCUCCGUCCCAAAACAAAUUGAGAAGUCCUGUAUUAUUUUGUGAUCUACAAUUUUGUUUCCUUGAAGGUACAAAAACAAAAUACUGGAAUCAUAUGUUAACGUAAGAAUAGAAAGAGAACGUUUCAUAAAGAUCCCUUGUCCAAUUACGUAUGUGCAUUACUCAUUGACCGGCGUUGUGCGCGAUAUUUGAAAAAUCUCUACAGGGGAAAUAUAAAAGUCUCAUAUUUCCUGAGAGUUGUUUUUUUGAUAAAAUAUAAAUUUUAUAAUUAAAAGAUUUAACGUUAAAUAAAUAUAGACUGAAUAUAAUAUAAUAAUAUUACGACCUACCAACGUGCAUGGUACUCUGUGUUAAUGCGCAUAUACAUACAAUCAGACAAGGACGCGGAAAAUUCGUGUACCGUUUUUACAAUACUAAUAUCGCUUUUUCAGCUUGCUCACGCACUCUAUUAUUUAUAUUUUCAUGUUUAUUUUCGAAAUAUAAGCAAUUAAAAAUUUAGAACUCACUGUGUAUGCAAAUGUGUCUCCAGCUGUCAAUUUUGCAUGCGCCGCAGUCCGACCGUUGAGAGUUUUGACAAGCAACUGAGAGUACGUUGCCCGAGGUUAUAGAAGAGCACGUGUAGUGAUGCGCGCGCAUUCAAAUCUUCGAUCGCUUAUAUUUCAAAAAUGAAGCGGUAGAUUACAAAGUAAUAAAAGGACUUUUUUUAUUUAUUUUGACACGAAGAAUCUGCAGUUUUUGCAUUACACAUUCUUUCCUUGACACCAUGUGUAAACACAAUAAAGACAAAAAAUAAAUGUAUUAGGAAGUAAAUAUUUCGAAAAAAAGACCGAGUUAGGGAAUAUAUAAUGGAAUGACAAUUGUUAAGAAAAUUCUACAAAAUAAGUGCCUGUGGCAAUUUGUAUAAAAAAUGCACGAAACAAUAACUAAAAGUUAAAUAGAAAAAAAAUUUAAUCGAAUUGUAAUGUGCAAUAUAAAGCAAUUAAAGCUUUCAAUUGGAAAUAGAGUUGUUGGUACAUUUUCAAUUCAACGAAUAUUCAGAUAUAUAAAUAAAAUUAAUUACAAAUGACACAAGAUAUUGCUUCAAAAUUAUUUUAUCACAAAAGAAAUCAUUAAAUAUUUUUGAUGCAAUAAAAUUACAUUUUUACUAUUAAUCUUACCGCUGAUGUAAUGUAAAGUACUGUAUGUAAUCGAUUUUAUUUUGUUUCUCGAUUAACAAAUGAAAAAUCUAAUUUAAUGACUACGUUUACAAUAAAAUUAGCAUAAGUUGUAUUAUAAUAUGAUGAAUAAUAGUGCAGGUUGUCUGAGUUUCAAACUGAAACUCAACAAUAGUGUUGGACUGUAUAAGAAAGUCAUACUCAUUUUUGCAAAUUAAUAACAAUAAGUAUUCCAAUUAUAUAUGCAUAACUAGAUGAUAUAGUUAACUCAGUUGUCCAAAGUACUGUUCUGCAUCCAUCUAUUGUACCUGCUUUGAAACUCAAAUUGCCUUAAUGACAAUUACUAUACAUUGUAAAUAUAGACAAUAUGAUAUGAACUUAAGAAAAAUAGGAAUAAGAUAUUGUAUAACAUUUUGAUGUGCUCAUUUGGAUGAAAUAAUUAAUAAGACGUACAGAGAUGUACUUUCUAAUAAUCAUACAUAUUGUAUCUAUUAUAUUUAUGCGAGUAGUUGCAUAAAUUGUUCCUUCUUGUGCAGUGGCAGCUAAACUGACUAGUUCUAUUAUUCUUUAAUAAUAGAAGCGGUACACAAAAUUUGUGUUAUAAACAAUAAAGUUGAUUUACAGUAA
This is a messenger RNA of Megachile rotundata (alfalfa leafcutting bee), 4969 nucleotides long. RefSeq names its product Mitogen-activated protein kinase kinase kinase 13 wallenda (gene wnd). Gene Ontology annotation, cellular component: cytoplasm. Gene Ontology annotation, molecular function: ATP binding; protein serine/threonine kinase activity. Lineage: Eukaryota; Metazoa; Arthropoda; Insecta; Hymenoptera; Megachilidae. The record is from RefSeq and is a predicted model, not a curated record. Gene Ontology annotation, biological process: protein phosphorylation.